This is a messenger RNA of Caenorhabditis elegans, 2061 nucleotides long. RefSeq names its product Filaggrin-like. The record is from RefSeq and is marked reviewed. The transcript has a single exon. Lineage: Eukaryota; Metazoa; Nematoda; Chromadorea; Rhabditida; Rhabditidae. The coding region runs from base 1 to 2061 and encodes 686 amino acids.
AUGAAGUUGUUGGUUUAUUCCUUCUUUUUCCUUGCCGUCUUGGCUGUCUUCUCUCAUGCCAAAUCUGUUGGUCAACGUCUUCGUAGAGAUGUAGAAGCCGACAAAGGACACAUUUCUGGAGCUGAUCAACACCGAGGAUCUCGAGCUGCUGGAGAUAAACCAUCGCAAUUGAGUCAGCCAGACGGUGAAAACCCAAAACGUCCAGAAAGAGCCGCUGACAACUCACACAAAGGAUCCCUUGAUGCUGAUACUGAUAUUAAGCGCCCAGCAAGAGCUGCCGGGCAGAAAGAAACUCAACAAGCUGAUCAAGAGCAACAUCGCGGAUCCCGAGCUGCUGGAGAGAAGGGAACUCAACACUUUGACGGACGUAAUACAAGAGCUGCCGGAGAGAAAGGAACUCAACAAGCUGAUCAAGAAUCGCAACGUCCAGCCAGAGCCGCUGACAACUCACACAAAGGAUCCCUUGACGCUGAUGCUGAUAUGAAACGACCAGCCAGAGCUGCCGGCCAAAAAGGAACUCAACAAGCUGAUCAAGAGCAACACCGUGGAUCCCGAUCUGCCGGACAGAAGGGAACUCAACACUUUGACGGACGUAAUACAAGAGCUGCCGGAGAGAAAGGAACUCAACAAGCUGAUCAAGAAUCGCAACGUCCAGCUAGAGCCGCUGACAACUCACACAAAGGAUCCUUUGACGCUGAUGCUGAUAUGAAACGACCAGCCAGAGCUGCCGGCCAAAAAAGAACUCAACAAGCUGAUCAAGAGCAACACCGUGGAUCCCGAGCUGCCGGACAGAAGGGAACUCAACAAGCUGAUCAAGAGCAACACCGUGGAUCCCGAUCUGCCGGACAGAAGGGAACUCAACAACUUGAUCAAGAAUCAAAGCGUCCAGCAAGAGCUGCCGACAAUUCCCACAAAGGAUCCCUUGACGCUGAUGCUGAUAUGAAACGACCAGCCAGAGCUGCCGGCCAAAAAGGAACUCAACAAGCUGAUCAAGAGCAACACCGUGGAUCCCGAGCUGCCGGAGAGAAGGGAACUCAACAAGCUGAUCAAGAGCAACACCGUGGAUCCCGAGCUGCCGGACAGAAGGGAACUCAACAAGCUGAUCAAGAGCAACACCGUGGAUCCCGAGCUGCCGGAGAGAAGGGAACUCAACAAGCUGAUCAAGAGCAACACCGUGGAUCCCGAGCUGCCGGACAGAAGGGAACUCAACAACUUGAUCAAGAGCGACACCGUGGAUCCCGAGCUGCCGGACAGAAGGGAACUCAACAAGCUGAUCAAGAGCAACACCGUGGAUCCCGAGCUGCCGGACAGAAGGGAACUCAACAACUUGAUCAAGAAUCAAAGCGUCCAGCAAGAGCUGCCGACAAUUCCCACAAAGGAUCCCUUGACGCUGAUGCUGAUAUGAAACGACCAGCCAGAGCUGCCGGCCAAAAAGGAACUCAACAAGCUGAUCAAGAGCAACACCGUGGAUCUCGAGCUGCCGGAGAGAAGGGAACUCAACAACUUGAUCAAGAGCGACACCGUGGAUCCCGAGCUGCCGGAGAGAAGGGAACUCAACAAGCUGAUCAAGAGCAACACCGUGGAUCCCGAGCUGCCGGACAGAAGGGAACUCAACAAGCUGAUCAAGAGCAACACCGUGGAUCCCGAGCUGCCGGACAGAAGGGAACUCAACAACUUGAUCAAGAAUCAAAGCGUCCAGCAAGAGCUGCCGACAAUUCCCACAAAGGAUCCCUUGAUGCUGAUGCCGAUAUCAAACGACCAGCAAGAGGUGCCGCAGACAUUUCUCAACAUGGAUCAGUUCAUACCGAGGUGAAACGUCCAGCUAGAGAUGCCGGCCAAAAAGGAACCCAGCAAUUCGGAGGAGACCAUCACCGCGAAUCCAGAGCUGCCGGCCAAAAAGGAACUCAACAAGCUGAUCAAGAACAACACCGUGGAUCCCGAUCUGCCGGCCAGAAGGGGACUGGACAAGCUGAUGUUGAACCAAAGCCUGUGAAGCGAGCUGCCGGGGAAAAAGGAUCUCAACAUGCUGAGAUCGACCCAAUGUUCCACCCACAGAUGUAA